CUGUAGGAGAACAUUGUCGGAGAGCCAGACGUCAAUUCUUUCUGGACUAAAAGAAAAAAAUUCACACAAAAAUGCUGUCGAGGGCCGCAAUUCUUUCUGUUCAACGUCCCAUGGGCGCUAUGGCUGCCAGAGCCGCUGCUACCGCUGCUGGUUCUGAUCGCCCCGUUCGUCCCGAACACCCCGGCAAGGUGCGUUUGGGUUUCAUUCCAGAAGAAUGGUUCCAGUUCUUCUAUAACAAGACCGGUGUUACUGGCCCUUACACCUUCGGUGUUGGUUUGAUCACAUAUUUGUGCUCUAAGGAAAUCUAUGUUAUGGAACACGAAUACUACAGCGGUCUUUCCUUGGCCAUCAUGGCCGUCGUUGCCGUUAAGAAGCUCGGCCCAGCCGCUGCCAAAUGGGCUGAUGGUGAAAUCGACAGAAUCGAAUCCGAAUGGAAACAAGGCCGUGAGGAUGAAUUGAAGAACCUUCAAGAAUCCAUUGAAGCCGAAAAGAAGGAACAAUGGCGUGCCGAAGGCUCUCUCUUGCUCAUGGAUGCCAAGAAAGAGAAUGUUGCUCUCCAAUUGGAAGCUGCUUUCCGUGAACGCGCCAUGAACGUUUACAAUGAAGUCAAGCGUCGCUUGGAUUACCAAGUUGAAUGCCGUCACAUUGAACGUCGUCUUAACCAAAAACAUAUGGUUGAUUGGAUUGUCAAUAAUGUUAUGGCCUCCAUCACCCCUCAACAAGAAAAGGAUACACUCAACAAGUGCAUUGCCGAUUUGAGUGCUUUGGCUGCCCGCUCCAAGUAAAUGUUUCGUGGCAUUUUACUUUAGUUAUUAUUUCAUAAAUAAAAUUAAAAA
Messenger RNA from Musca vetustissima, 836 nucleotides. It is a transcript of the gene ATPsynB, whose product is annotated as ATP synthase subunit b, mitochondrial. Gene Ontology annotation, molecular function: proton transmembrane transporter activity. Bases 72 to 785 code for a protein of 237 amino acids. The record is from RefSeq and is a predicted model, not a curated record. Gene Ontology annotation, biological process: proton motive force-driven ATP synthesis. The transcript has 3 exons. NCBI's taxonomy places the organism in Eukaryota, Metazoa, Arthropoda, Insecta, Diptera, Muscidae.